GCACGCUGCAACUUCACAACAUGCAUUAAUAAGCUACGACACAAGUGCAGGCAUGUAGCAUGCCAAAUCGGCCCCAUCUGGCAAGUUCUCCAACAGCAGGGAUUUCACCCUGACACGUCUUUGGGUCGCAACGAGAAAUGUCCACGGUGAACGGGACGGCCAUUGGAACCCCAUCUGAUGGGACAGAUGAAGAAACUCAAGGUGCAGGGCAACAGGGUGAAAAUGAAGAAAGAAGUGAGGAGGCCGCAAAAGGAAGAACUGAAAGAUCAGAACGAGAGGAUAUGGCGGACUCACAAGUUUACACAGCCACCUCAUUGCCUGAUAUUCCCAAAGAGAACAGGACCAAAUCUAAUCCAUUGGUCCUUGAUUGGGCCUAUGGCAUCAACCAAACCUUACCUGUUCUCAGCCUGCAGGAUAAAGACAGGCUUGUCAUCCUGUAUGUUUGUGCUCAUGUUGCUGUCGUGUACGAUUACUCGUCCAAUUCUCAGCAUCUCUUACAAGGCCACUGCAGUCCAAUCACCUGUUUGUGUGCUAGCGAGGACAGACGCUGGCUUGUGACAGCUGACAAGGGCCAAGAGAGUCUUGUUAUCAUAUGGGACUCGUACACAGGGAUUCCUGUACGGACAUUGUUUGAUUGUCAUCCCGAAGGUGGAGUUUCUGCCUUGGCACUAUCAAAGGAUUCAAAAUAUCUGGUGACUGUUGGAGCUGGAAUAGAGCAGAGAGUGUGUAUUUGGGAUUGGACAAAUGGAAGCGAUAGCCCAGAAUGCCAAGUUGACAUCAGCCCACAAUAUGGUUGCCAGACUCAAAUACUUUUCAAUCCCUCUGACAGCAAACAGUUGCUCAGCAACAGUAAAAAUCAGGUUCUCUUCUUCAACUGGGAAAGGGGACAUCUGGAAUACUCAGCUCCUGAAAUGUCUAACAAGACCUUCAAUGUGGUGUUAGGCUCCCUGAGCCAGUCUAUCUUCCACUGUAAUGGUGUGCAGGCUUUUACGGCCACCUCAGCUGGGAAUAUAGUUCUUUGGGACAAGCAGAGUAAGUCUGUCUCACGUCAACCCCUAGUGAGGAAAGUCAUAAAAAUCAUCCCUCUCCAGAAUCAAGGAAUCUCUGUAUUGACUUUGAUUGACAGUUUUAUAGUUACUGGUGAUGUGAAUGGGCACAUCAAAUUCUAUGAUGAAAAUCUCAAGCUCAUCAUCUUGUACAAAGAAUUUAGUUUGGAUCCCAUUAGAUCCAUUUCCUUUUCCAAAGAAAUGACCUCCACUAACAGCCUAGGAUAUCAGGAAGACUGCACGCUGAAUGCCAAACCAUUAAUCAUAAGAAAUUUUGUGCUCUCUACGACCCGUGCAACUGUAGUACAUGUAAAUGCACAGAGAAAUUUUCCACUGACUCUCCUGGAGGAACAUGCAGAACCUCUGGAAGCAGUUGCCUGCCACCCCAAACAACCACUAGUAGCUAUGGGCAGCUAUAGUGGCACCAUUAAGGUUUGGAAUUAUGAACGUAAAGAGGCUGUCUGCAGCAGAGUCUUCCAGCCCCACAAACACAUCCAGUGUAUUACCUAUGAUCCACAAGGUUUUUACUUGGCAGUGGGCUAUGCCAGUGGGGUUUUGCAGGUUCUUGAUGCUAGUACACUUCAGAGUGCUGGUGAACAGUGUUUGCAGUACAGUCAGGAUGGCAUUACCCACCUCACUUUCUCCCAGGACUCACUCUAUCUUGCAGCUGCGGACACUGGAAAGGCUGUAACGUUUCUCUGUCGAUGUAAAGAGGGGACCCAGGAGAUUUGGAAGUACCAGGGCAGGCACCACUCCCAUUACAAACCCAUUCUGGACCUACUUUUUGGAGUGGAUUUAGACAGCAAUCAGCCUCGCCUCCUCUCUCUUGGCAUGGAUCGCAGGCUGGUGGAGUACGAUCUUCAGAACAGUGCUGAACAUGAGUUGUUCAUUUUAAGUUCUGAUCGAAUCGAGCAGAGUGCUGUACCCACCUGCAUGGUCUGGUAUCCUCCUUUGACACCUGAACAUUUCCUCCUUAUAGCUUCCAAUCUGUAUAAAAUGAAGCUCUUCAAUGCUACCUCCAAAAUGUGCAGAAAAACACUCCUUGGGCCCUCUUAUGGUUCUCCAGUGAAAAAGAUGGCCAUCCUACCCACAUCUAAGGGCGGAGAUCCUAAUUCUUGUUAUAUGGCAUAUAUAACACAAGAUAAGAUUGGCAUUCAGAUUCUGCCUCUGGAUGGAAACCCCCACAAGUCUUUCGCAAUGGUCUGUCACUCAACAGGCGUUUCCACUCUGGCUUGCUCUUAUGAUGGUAGAUACGCUUUCACUGCUGGAGGACCAGACUGCACUGUCUUUUCAUGGGAGCUCUGUUUAUCAUCAUUAGAGGCAUCAGCUGCUCUAGGAGGACAAGACAUGGUGCCCUUCAUAAAUCUUCUGGAGGGAGGGAAAGAUGGACAGCUCUUCAGGGAAAUGGAGGAAUAUUUUUACUACUGUCAACUACGGAAUCAGGACCUCGACACCAUGGAAACACGGCUUGUAUCCACACGCAUAUCUCUAGCUGAUGUGCCCUUUUUAAUGAGAGCUCUUGGCUUCUAUCCCACCGAACAAGAGCUGGAAGACAUGCAGAAUGAGGUGAAGUUCAGCUGUUAUGCUGAAACCAGAAAUUAUGUGACGGACAUCGAUUUAGAGGAGUUCAUUAAGCUCUAUGUCAACCACCGACCUGUCGCUGGCAUUUCCAGACAGGAGCUGUGCAAUGCCUUCCAGGUGCUUGGAAGACCAGAUGAGGGGGGCAGAUAUGCUAUUGCCAGAGAUGGAUUGCUGGAGUUACUACAGGCUAGAGGUGAACACAUGACUGAGGAUGAGUUGGCUGACUGCUUUACAGCACUUUUAGGUGUCAGUUCAGAGGGAGGCAUUUGCACAGAUUCAGAGUCUCUGCUGGAGAGUUUGCUACCUCCUGAAAUCACCAUGGAGACAUUUGCUACAGAUGUCCUGGGAUUUUCUGCAGUCACGCAGGAGCUUCCUCAAGAAGACGACACAUAACGUGCAACAGCUAAAUUGUCCAUUUGAACUAUUCUAAAAUGUAUACUUGAUGCAAAGAAAGAAAUGUAUUAUUUGUAGUCUGUGUAGUGGAACAAUGUAAUGUUUUUUGUUGUCACCGGGCUGCUAUUUCGGUGUAAUUUUUACUUUUCAGAAACGCACUGGCAGAAGAAAGUUAAAUGCGAACAGUCAAGUGGAAAUAAAUGUUUUUAAUUCAA
Molecule: messenger RNA, 3235 nt
Organism: Myxocyprinus asiaticus (Chinese sucker)
Lineage: Eukaryota; Metazoa; Chordata; Actinopteri; Cypriniformes; Catostomidae
Product: cilia- and flagella-associated protein 251-like
Exons: 21
Coding region: 138-3020 (960 amino acids)
Cellular component (GO): sperm flagellum
Molecular function (GO): protein binding
Source: RefSeq, a predicted model, not a curated record